AUGAUUUCCACAAAAGUGGGGGAAUCGAUUCCUCCAAAUACCAAGCACGCAGUUUCUGUUUGCUUGCCAACGUGGGACUCGAACAUUGGGUACGAAGAGGGCGAUCAGAAUGUCGUGGAUUCUAUGACCACGGGCUAUCCUAGGUUUUUUAUUCACAAGUCAAUUCAGCAGCUUUGCAACAACUUGACAGCCAAGUUUGCGAAAGAAGAUGAGACUUGCUUGGUCUUUCCAAGCUAUCAGGUAGCUAAAAGAUGUAGGGAAUUUGUCAGAGUAAAGGGUGACAAAUCGGCCCGUGUGAGAAUCUUACAGCUAGCUACCCAACCUCCGGCCAAUGAAGAAGAACGUUUGUGGAGGCGGGAAUGCAAAAUAGCAGUUGUAUUCACGCCUAAGGAUAGCUUCGGGCUACUCAAACAAUACUGGCAGCAUACAGGCGAGAUUGUUAGUAGCAGAAUGGCCGAAUACGUUUUGCAAGAAUUGGCUUUGCUCGAAAAGCAGUCGAACUCCCGCAGAGGCUCUCUUAACACUGCCGAGGUGGGUAGCACGGAUUUUAAAGAUAAGGAGGAGUUUGUUGAAAAACGGUUUGGGAGAAAUCUGGAUUUCUCCUCUGCUGAGAAUGCAAAGCUUGUGAUAAAAAGAAGAAUUGCCCGCAAAGUAGUUGAAGUCGAUGACGAAGAGGACGAGACCACCCAAAUGCAAGAACUCACGAUACGGCCCGAUGCAGAAGACAGCAGGAACGCUACAACGGUCAUCUCAGAUAAUUCUACCAUACCAGCGGAAGUUAUUCAGCAGGAGGAACAUCAAUCAAACCCGCCAUCUUUAGAUGAACGAUUGCAUCUCAUUGCUGAGCGCGAUAUUCACCUUUUCCCCAGUGGAAUGGCAUCGAUUUUUACUGCACAUAGACUUCUGUUAUCGUUGGAUGUGUGCCGUGUGCGCCGAAGAACAAUCACGCAGCCAGAUCGCCAAGAGGUCAUAAGUCCGCCCAAUUCUGGAGUUUCCGACGUUGUGGGAUAUGGAGACCCAUACAAGAAAACAGUCAUGUUUGGUUUUCCUUAUACUGAUACGUUGUCUAUUUUGCGAAAGUUUAACCAUACACAUUUUCUUGGAGACGGAGAUGAAAAGUCUAUGAAUCAACUUAAAGAAAUUCUCCAUUCUGGCGAGCAGGUUUUAGCGGUUUUCAUAGAAGCACCUUCAAAUCCAUUGCUCAAAAUGGGCAACUUAGAGCAAUUGCGAGAGUUAGCCAACGCGUAUGGGUUCUAUAUUGUGGUCGACGAGACUGCAGGGGGCUUUGUUAACAUAGACGUUUUACCUCACGCCGAUAUAGUAUGCUCUUCACUCACCAAGAUCUUUAGUGGUGACUCAAAUGUUAUGGCAGGUUCCUUGGUCCUCAAUCCUAGAUCACCACUGUACUCCUUCGCUCAGCAAUUUUUCCAAAAUGGCGACUUUGAAGACUUGCUGUGGUGCGAAGACGUGAUAUAUCUUGAACGCAAUUCGCGAGACUUUGUUACAAGGACAUUAACUAUCAAUGAAAACACUAAGCAACUUUUGGAGGACGUUUUGAUCCCUGAAGAGGGCAAAUUGUUCAAGAAGAUAUUUUACCCGAGUUUAACUUCGGAGGAAACAAAGAAAAACUUUGACGCUAUAAAAUGUAGGAAAGGAGGCUAUGGUGGGCUCUUUUCACUCACCUUUUAUUCCGAGUCCCAAGCGCAAGUGUUUUUCGAUUCCUUGAAUCUCUGUAAGGGCCCUUCUUUAGGGACGAAUUUUACGCUGGCGUGUCCCUACGCGAUAUUGGCACACUACCAAGAACUAGAAGAAGUCAAACGUUACGGUGUAGAAAGGGCGCUAGUGAGAGUCAGUGUGGGGCUUGAAGACUCGGAGGCGCUUAAAAAGGCUUUCUCAGAGGCGAUUGCCAAGGCCACGAAAGCCGGACCCUGA
This is a messenger RNA of Lachancea dasiensis, 1932 nucleotides long. The record is from the annotation of a GenBank genome assembly. Lineage: Eukaryota; Fungi; Ascomycota; Saccharomycetes; Saccharomycetales; Saccharomycetaceae.